CACGUGGUGGGAUUUCCCGGAAGCGUCGCUGUGCAGUGUCUGGUGGGAUCUUCGCAGGGACUUUUCUCGGCGGGUGCAAACGGCGCUCGCUGGGCCGUUAAACCCGGCAAGCGCGCUGAAGUAGCCUCGGAGGCGAGCGGAGGAAGGAAGGUCAGUCAUGAAGCUGAAGCGAGGUUCAAGUAAGUUUAAGACUCCAUCCAAGCUUAAGCGAAGAGGCAUCAAAGUGACAGGGGCAUGGAAGCCCAUUGAGAUUGACCCAAAUCUCUUUGCCGACGAGCAACUUGGAGGUUUAGUAUGCUUUGAGGAGCUUACAGAUUAUAAACUGGUGUCUUCCUCAAAAGCGGGAGAAGAAAAUGCCAAGGGGAGAAAAUCUACUAGGAGGCCUGGAGAAGAGGAAGAACAUAGCACAAUUCCCAAAAAGAAGAGGAAGAAGGAGAAAAAUCUGGAACAGGAGAUGAGGAGUGGUGAUGAACCCAAAGUGAAGGAAUUGGUAACAACUGAGAAGGAGGCUGAAUAUAAAGAGGCCAUCCCUAGCUUUGAGCAAGAUGAGAGAGUGGAAGGAGACACCACAAUCCUGAAAAGGAAAGCGAAGAAAAAGAGGAAGAGAGAGUUGAAGAAGAAAACAUGUCCUCCCCAAGAUGUUGCUGAACCAGCUAAAGCUUCUAAAAAGCCUAAAAACUGGACGGCAGAACUCCUGUCUUUAUCUUCAGGUCAGGAAGUGGACAUGUCUGCAUGGAAAGGCCUCUUCGUUCCUAAGCCUGUUCUUCAGGCACUGAGUGAAUUAGGGUUCAGUGCGCCAACUCCGAUUCAGGCCCUGACUCUGCCUUCUGCGAUUCGAGAUGGCAUGGACGUCCUUGGAGCUGCAGAGACAGGAAGUGGUAAGACUCUUGCUUUCGCCAUUCCGAUGAUCCAUUCCAUUCUCAAGUGGCGCAAGUCAACAGGACUGGCAAGUGGAAGGGACAGCCCACUUGACGAAGGAGAGGACGGUGAGGAUGAGGUACCCAAGCAGGAAGAGAGUGUGGAUAUAGGAGGCUUGAGCCCUGAUGGAGGUGAAGCUACUGGCGAUGAUGAUGGCAACGGUGACAAGUCUUUGGCAGCAGGAAACCUGAAGGUGUUGGAGGGUGCAGGACGUGAUCUGGGUUCCCCAAAACCUAAUACUGCUACACAUAAAAACAAUCCUCUUCUGGGAUUGGUCUUGACUCCUACAAGAGAACUUGCUGUCCAAGUGAAGCAUCACAUUGAUGCGGUGAACAGAUUCACAGGCAUUAAAGCAACCAUUCUUGUUGGAGGAAUGGCACCUCAGAAGCAGCAGCGAGUUCUGAAAAGGAAGCCCGAGAUUGUAAUCGCAACCCCGGGGCGCCUGUGGGAGCUAAUACAGGAGAAGCAGCCACAUCUCUCAAACCUGCGGCAACUCAGGUGCCUGGUGAUCGACGAAGCGGACCGGAUGGUGGAGAGGGGGCAUUUCGAGGAACUCUCUCAGUUGCUGGAAAUGCUGAGCGACUCGCAAUAUAACCCAAAACGCCAGACGUUUGUCUUUUCUGCCACCCUGACUUUGAUCCACCAGGCUCCGACUAGGGUUCUCCACAAGAAGAGAGCUGUCAAAAUAGACAAGAAGACCAAGCUGGAAAUGCUGAUGGAAAAAGUUGGCAUCAAGGGCAAGCCCAAAGUGAUAGACUUGACCAGGAAAGAGGCAACCGUGGAGACCCUCACCGAGACCAGGAUCCACUGUGAUACAGAGGAGAAAGACUACUACCUGUAUUAUUUCCUCCUCCAGUACCCAGGCAGAACCAUGGUUUUUGCAAAUAGUAUAGAUUGCAUCAAGCGGCUCACUGCCCUCCUGACGAUAUUGGACUGCGACCUCCUGCCUCUUCAUGCAAACAUGCACCAAAAGCAAAGGUUGAAAAACCUGGAGAGGUUUGCUGAACGCCCCAGCUGUGCCCUCUUGACAACAGAUGUUGCCGCUCGUGGUCUUGACAUUCCUCACGUGCAGCAUGUCAUACAUUACCAGGUUCCUCGCACCUCUGAGAUUUACGUGCACAGAAGCGGCAGGACUGCCAGAGCUGCCAAUGAGGGCCUGAGCUUGCUUCUGAUUGGCCCAAGCGACAUGAUGAAUUUCAAAAGGAUUUACAAGACGCUGGAGAAGAACGAAGAGCUUCCGUUUUUCCCCGUUGAAACAAAAUGCAUGACUGCAAUCAAGGAGCGGGUGAACUUGGCAAGAAAGAUUGAGAAGGUGGAAUAUUUCAACAGCCGAGCGAAGCAGCACAACUCAUGGCUCCAGCAAGCUGCAGAAGCGCUGGAGCUUGAUUUAGAUGAUGAUGAACUAAUAGGCAAGUAGCAGUUGUGUGUGUGUGU
Molecule: messenger RNA, 2352 nt
Organism: Podarcis raffonei (Aeolian wall lizard)
Lineage: Eukaryota; Metazoa; Chordata; Lepidosauria; Squamata; Lacertidae
Gene: DDX24
Product: DEAD-box helicase 24
Exons: 8
Coding region: 158-2335 (725 amino acids)
Cellular component (GO): nucleolus
Molecular function (GO): ATP binding; nucleic acid binding; RNA helicase activity
Source: RefSeq, a predicted model, not a curated record